Messenger RNA from Chara braunii, 3165 nucleotides. Lineage: Eukaryota; Viridiplantae; Streptophyta; Charophyceae; Charales; Characeae. The record is from the annotation of a GenBank genome assembly.
GUGCGUUGAGAGGCUGCGCUUACAGGGGCAAGUGAAGCGCCUGAGUCGACCUGUGGAGUCGACUUGUGCCAACAAACAGUGCAUGUUAGUUAAUGACUACCUCCAUGAUGUAGAGUGUGUUUUCCCGUACGGGGGAGGGGACUUGAGACAUCGUGUCUCGUUCCUGGUGCGUGACGAGCUCCCAAUGGACAUGUUACUAGGUAUGUACUACCUCUCUGUAGCACAGCCCCAGUUUGAUUGUAACCGAAAAGUGGUCAAACACACGUUGCCAGGUGGAGGGACCGCCAGAUUACAUAAGUUCAAAGCUAGUAGUCUGAUUGAGUCCUAUGGGUGCAUGUGUGCAGCCGCGUUCUAUAAUUAUUAUAAGCAAAAUCAGGAGGAGGGUAUGUACUUAGUCUAUGUCUCUGCUGCAGGCGAGCCGGUGAAAAUGCCGCCAAAGAUAGAGGGAGUAGUUGCUAAGUACCCUGAUCUAUUGGAAGAGCCGACAGAGGUUGUCCACGCGAUACAGAUUGUCCCAGGGUCUAGUAUUUCAAGGGGUACGAUCUAUCGGAUGUCUCCAGGCGAGCUUGAUGAGCUUCGCCGCCAACUCAAGGAACUCGUAGAGAAGGGCUGGAUCCGGCCGAGUGUCUCUCCUUAUGGGUCUCCAGUUUUAUUCGUGCCUAAGAAUGAGGGAACCCUUAAGAUGUGCAUUGACUAUAAGGGCCUCAAUGCCAUCACUGUCAAGAACAGAGAGCCCCUACCGUGCAUCGACGAUCUGCUAGAUAGAGUGCAAGGGUGUCAGUACUUCAGCAAGAUAGAUCUGAAGUCCGAGUACCAUCAGAUUGCCAUACGGCCCGAGGAUCAACACAAAACCGCUUUUCAUACCAGGUACGGUCUCUACGAGUUUGUGGUGAUGCCUUUUGGCCUUUGCAAUGUUCCUGGCACCUUUCAGCACGCUAUGAAUCGGAUAUUCCAUGACUACUUGGAUAAGUUUGUCAUUUUGUACCUCGAUGACAUACUUAUUUUCAGUAAGGCUGUCGAGGAACAUGUGGCACAUUUGGACAAAGUCCUCGGCCUCCUGCGACAACACAAGUUCAAGAUCAACGGGGAGAAGUUGGAGUUUGGCCGCACCCGUGUCUUGUACUUGGGUCAUGAGAUUUUCGCGGAGGGAUUGAAGCCCGAUGACGCAAAGGUGGCCAGCAUUCGUGAUUGGCCACGUCCUCAGUCUGUGACUGAGAUGAGAUCUUUCUUAGGAAUGACAGGCUACUAUAGGACUUUCGUUAAGAACUACAGCAUAGUGGCCGCUCCUUUGACUGAUCUGACCCGCCUUGACACCCCUUGGGAGUGGACAGAUAAGUGCGAGGCUGCUUUCAGACAUCUGAAGCAUGCACUGACGCACUAUAAAGUCUUGAAACUUCCUGAUCCUGACAAGCCGUUUAUAGUCACAACGGAUGCCGGCCAAUAUGGCAUUGGCGCCGUGCUUGCGCAGCAGGAGGGGCCAAAGUUGAGGCCAGUAGACUACAUGUCCAAGAAAAUGUCGUCUCAGAAGUUGGCUAAGUCCACUUAUGAGAAGGAACUCUAUGCGGUGUACAAGGCUCUCACCCACUGGAGACACUAUCUCCUUGGGCGGUUUUUCAUCCUCCGGACUGAUCAUCAGACUCUGAGAUGGAUGAGAACACAACCGGUACUCUCAGAUGCUCUCAAGCGUUGGAUCGAAGUCAUUGAGCAAUAUGACUUUGACCCUCAGUAUCUCAAAGGGGAAUACAACAAGGUUGUUGAUGCCUUGUCGCGCAGACCAGACUUCUCAGGUGCGCUGAUUACUGAGUUCGAUCUGACGGACGAUGUUACUCGUUCUUUGGUGGAAGACUAUCGUCAGGACCAGUUUAUGUCUGAGAUCAUACGCAGACUUGAGGCGAAGGAUAAAAAGACCUCCGCCGAGUUUGAGUUGGUCAAUGGAUUGCUGUUCCUAGAGAAGGCAGGGAAUAAACGCUUGUGUGUUCCAAAUAGCGAGUCUUUGCGUAGUUUGUUUUUAGGUGAGUGUCAUGAUGCCACCGGCCAUUUUGGUUACAAGAAGACCGCAGCCAACUUGCUGCAGCGGUUCUGGUGGCCCACAAUGAUGAAAGAUGCACAGCUGUACGUGGAAACUUGUCAAGUAUGCCAAAGAGACAAACCCCGUACUCAGGCUCCUCUUGGGCUGCUCAAACCCCUUCCGAUUCCGGAAAGGCCAGGUGAAAGUUUGUCCAUGGACUUCAUGGAUACGCUGGUCACCAGCAAGAGUGGGAUGAGACAGAUCUUUGUCAUCGUGGAUAGGUUUAGUAAGUUUGCUAGAUUAAUAGCUAUGCCAGAAACAGCGAAGACCACGUACGAGAUCAGGUUAUUUAAAGAGAACUGGGUCAAAGACUUUGGACUGCCAAAGUCAAUAGUCAGUGACAGGGACGUCAGGUUCACGAGUGAAUUGUGGAAGGCCUCUGCAGCUGAACCAGGAACUCAACUGCAGAUGACUUCUAGAAAUCAUCCAGAAGCUAAUGGCCAGGCUGAACAAAUGAACCGCGCUGUGCAACACCUGUUGAGGCACUACAUCAAGCCCAAUCAGGUAGACUGGGACGAAAAGCUUGCUCUAGUCGCCAGUCUAUAUAACAACGCUGUACACAGUGCUACCGGGACGAGCCCUAACAGUCUACAACUGACAUUCAAGCGUAGACUGCCCUUAGACUUCCUACUUCCAGACAACCAGCCAACUUCUACACCGGGCACUUUGGAGUUCGCCUAUAGAUAUGAACAAAAGAUGCAGGAGGCUGUAGAACACAUGCAGAAGGCACAGGCAGCAACGAUAGAGUAUGAGAAUACUCACCGCCGCCCUUCUACAUUUCAGGUUCGGGACAGAGUCUGGGUCAAGUCUUCAGAACUGGGACAGGAGUUCGGGAUAUCCCGCAAACUCAUGCCUCAGUACUUUGGGCCUUGGGAAGUUCUAGACGUAGUAGGGACAGAUCCUGAUGGUCCGUCAUAUGUCAUUUGUAUCCCUGGUCAUCUCCAAACUCACCCUGUCUUUCACACCUCUAAGCUCGCUGCCCCCAACCAUGGACGGAGAAGUCGACAUCAAUGAUAUCGUCGACCACAGGGAGAUGCCCGUUCAGAAGCCUCCAGGAAGGGGACGUCCUCCAAAGCCAAAACUGCAGUUUCGUGUCC